AUGUCUCAUAAUAUAAUACCCACGAGCUCAAACUAUAGCAAAAGAACUCAAUCACUAAGUAAUAUCAACGUACUUUCGAAAAAACCAGAAAUAAUUAACCUAUCAUCACUAUCUUUCUUAUUUAGUGCAAUAGUAAGUCAUUAUCAUCAGAAAUCAAUAAAUAUACAAGAUUUGGAAAAUAGAUUGAAUGGAAUAGGGUAUCAAAUAGGUCAACGAUAUUUAGAAUUAAUAAAGCUAAGAGAGGGAUUCAAAUUAAAUAAAAGGGAGAUUAAAAUUAUAGGAAUAUUACAAUUCAUACAUGGACAAUUUUGGAAAACAAUUUUUGGAAAGUAUGCAAAUGAACUAGAAAAAUCACAAGAUAUAAAUAACGAAUAUAUGAUUAUAGAUAAUGUACCACUAUUAAAUCGAUUUAUUAGUAUUCCAAAGGAUUAUGGAGAUUUAAAUUGUUCUGCUUUUGUUGCCGGUAUUAUUGAAGGAGCUUUAGAUUCUGCAGGUUUCAAUGCUAAUGUUACUGCUCAUAAUGCUUUUACGGAUGUAAAUCCUUUAAGAACUGUUUUUUUGAUAAAAUUUGAUGAACUGGUCAUGAUAAGAGAAAGUUUACGAUUUAGUUGA
Molecule: messenger RNA, 612 nt
Organism: Lodderomyces jiufengensis
Lineage: Eukaryota; Fungi; Ascomycota; Pichiomycetes; Serinales; Debaryomycetaceae
Product: TRAPP subunit
Exons: 1
Coding region: 1-612 (203 amino acids)
Biological process (GO): endoplasmic reticulum to Golgi vesicle-mediated transport
Cellular component (GO): TRAPPII protein complex; TRAPPI protein complex; TRAPPIII protein complex
Source: RefSeq, a predicted model, not a curated record